Molecule: messenger RNA, 2850 nt
Organism: Ophidiomyces ophidiicola
Lineage: Eukaryota; Fungi; Ascomycota; Eurotiomycetes; Onygenales; Onygenaceae
Exons: 7
Coding region: 1-2850 (949 amino acids)
Biological process (GO): N-terminal peptidyl-methionine acetylation
Cellular component (GO): NatB complex; cytoplasm
Molecular function (GO): protein-N-terminal amino-acid acetyltransferase activity
Source: RefSeq, a predicted model, not a curated record
AUGUCUUCUGCCGCGGUAAUUGAGCGGCGUAACAAGCAGAUCCAGGAUGCCGUCGAAGGUGGAAACCUGAAGCAGGCGCUGCAGUUGUGCGAAAAACGCCUCAAGAAGGGAGAGAACACAGCCUUUCUCAAAGCCUGGAAAGCCAACAUCCUCUCUCACCAUGCGGACAGCGCCCAUCGAGAUCGCGGGGUUUCCGAGGCCCUCCAGCUCUGCAACUCCCACCCUACCAUCACUGAUAUCGACGCCCUGGACAUGUUACAGAAUACAUUAGGUGGGCUAGACGUGCACGCGGAAACUCUACGUACCGUUUGGCAGAAUGCGGCCAAGGCAAUGCCGCAAGACGAGGAUAUUCAAGCAAAAUGGUUUACCCUGGCAUCUGAGGCAGGAGACUGGAAGACUGCUCAAAAGGCUGCGAUGGGCCUGCAAAUUAAUUUCCCCAAGGUCAGAAAGUACUACUUCUGGGCUAUAUUCAUGUGCUAUCUUCUUGCCUCGGACCCAAAGAGCUUGCCAGCAGACAAACAAUUUUUUGGCACCUUAGCAUAUCGUAUGAUAUCAAAAGCUGCUGACAGCGUGCCUCGCGAUCCCAAAGAGUUACUGAGCCCGGCUAGAGCAAUCCAAACUCCCGAGGAGCUAUUUUUGCUCGUUAAGAUAUACACGCAGCAAGGGCGGUAUGGCGAUAUUGUUAAUCUGCUUAAUAGCGAGCAUCUUGGUGUGAAAUCGCGUAUUGCUCAGAAUGACUGGUCAUUAGUGACAACCAAGCUUGCCACCCUCGAGAAAGCAGGUCUAUGGGAGCAAGGGAUGAUUUUUGCAAAGGAGCUACUUGCUCUUCCUGAUACCCUUACCGACAGCAGAGGAUCUGAUUAUGAAGAGAAGGACGAUUGGCAAGUCUGGAAAUUACUUCUCACUUCGGCGGAAAAGCUUCAAAGGAAAAAGGAGGUACGAGAUUUUAUUGACGCCUAUAUCUCGAAACGGCCGAAAUCUCGAAAUGCACAGUUAGCCUGUCUGGAUCUAAUAUCGCAUGAAAUUUUGGGAAAUAAAGCAACGCCCGCCAAUCUCUUGGCCGGAUGUAAAGCCUAUUUUGACCGCAACAAGAAUAAGCUAUAUUGUUUUCAUGAUAUACGGUCCUACUUAGGCAAACUAGACGAAUCUCUCCAAAAGGACUUUCACACCUACGUACUACAACAUGUUUGUAUAAAGGACGCUAGCGACGACCUCUCAGGGGUAUCGGAUGAUCCAUUCCAGUGUGCGCACGCAAUUAAUGCCUUGAAGCUUGAAUUUUGCUUCCAGCUCUCGUUUGAUUCAAGCACGCAGACUGACGAUUUUGCUUGCCGCUGUUUUCAGUGGUUUCGGGCUUGUGGGCAUCACAAUAUUGCGCCUGAAGCAUCCUCGACGCUUGAAACCAAACCUACCGAUGAUUUUUACCUUUUGGCGUCCAUGAGCUUAAUCCAUCCUGGUGGCGAUAAUCCUGUGCAGCUUUGCUUUCGUCCCACCGCGAGACUGAUACAGGCUGCUGGGAUUAUCGAACACCUUCUUCUCAAGUCCCCACAUAAUUAUGAAGCUCUUCUACUUUUAGUCCGGAUAUAUUUACUCCUUGGAGCCGGCUCACUGGCCCUCAAGACAUUUUCUCAGCUCUCUGUCAAACAGUUCCAAUAUGAGACUGUCGCUCAUAAUCUGUUCACGCGCAUCUCUACCGUUCACCCCCAAGCAGCACCUCCGUUUGAGAGCCUAGAGAGGAAAGACUUUGACCCGCAAACUGGACUGCGACAAGCCUUGGUUUUUUAUCGAAAUGCUAUUGGAUCUAUAACAUAUGCACGUGCCACAGGACUUGAUCAUGGCAGCUAUAUGAAUGUUGCCGGAAGCAUUGAUUUGCAAAAUGACUUAAAAUAUAGCAUUUGUAGAAAAAUUUGGGCGCUGGAAGUACGGAAAAUCCAGCGCCUAGUGGGUGGUCCUUCAGUUCAGCAGUACGAUUCGCUUGUGUCUGAAGCCGCUGCUAUUGUCGAUAAGCGCAACUCAAAUGGAUUUCUGAAUUGUGAACGCCCUGGACAUCCUAUGUUUGAAACACAUCUCCGGCUUGGACCCUUACCUAAGGAGCGAGCUGUAAAGGCAAUGGUGGUAACUGAUGUGUUGCUCAACUAUCUAUUCACCGAUUCAUCCUUGCGAGGGAAGCUGAUAGACCGAAUCGCCAAUCUAGCUUGUGCUGAGCUUGAUCUCACUGACACGGAGCUUACCCAUAUUGAGAUCGAAAAUAUUAAAAUCCACCACCUUUUAUUGAAAUUGGUUUCUUCCAUUGCCCAUAAAUCCUCAGCAUCAAACGAAGGCUCAGAGGGCAUGAUCUAUUCUCAGAUCGAAUCUUGGGCUCAACACAAAGCGGAGGCCUUGACUUCAUCUUCCCUCAUUGAUCUUGAAGGCGUAUUGAACUUAACUCCGAGUACCCCUUCUGCAUCAUCUCCUGUUCCGUCUUGGCUAUACAUACACGCAAACAUCUCGCUUCUCGAAACACUCAAGGCUAUAUCUCUUCUCGUUUCGUCACUUACGUCCCAAAAUCCAGACAGCAUGGCAUUACGCCACGUUUCGAAGGACAGACUUGAUGCUCUAAAGCUGACAGUUAAGGAUAUAGCUGAUAUAGUAAGAACCAAUACCCGUAUUCUAAAGCGUUGUAUUGCCGAGCCUGGAGUGCUGGGACAAUUGGUCUCGGUAGUAACCACUGGCCCACUCGGAGUCGCUAGUGAAUGUUCGAUAGAGAUUGGAAAGUUGAUUGAUACACCAUCACUGGAGUUGUUCUGUGGGUCUCUCAUGGAGAGCUGGGACGAAGCCUUAGAUGGGGUGGUGUCGAUUUGCUCGAACGUUUAG